Molecule: messenger RNA, 2204 nt
Organism: Klebsormidium nitens
Lineage: Eukaryota; Viridiplantae; Streptophyta; Klebsormidiophyceae; Klebsormidiales; Klebsormidiaceae
Source: the annotation of a GenBank genome assembly
AUGUUGCUAAAGGACCAUAUAAGACGCCUGCAAAAUUCUGUGGACGCCCCCGCGGUGGAGCCCCUAUGUCUUGACCUGCCAGUUACCGCAAAAAAGGAUAGACCAAUUGCAAGCGUGGAGCGGGCGGUUAACAAGAUCAAAGCUGGUUAUUUAUUUGAGAUGGCGAUUCCCAUCACGCUCCGCAAGAGCACGGACUGCACGUUUUACCUGCAAGGCAACUGCAAAAAGGGCGAUACUGAGUGCGAGUUUCGACACAACCCCCUGGCCCUCAAUCCAGCUGUGAAAGACUGCGCUUUCUGGUUCAAUGGCCGCUGCGCCAAGGGCCCUGCUUGUCCUUUCCGACACCUCGCUCAGAACUACGGAGCCUAUGGGAUGCCACGGGCCCCAACAGUGGACCCUUCCACCGUUCCGUGCGUAUUCUAUGCACAGGGCAAGUGCAUGAAAGGGGACGCUUGUCCCUAUUCACACUCCAUGACACUAGCAGCAUCAGCUGUUAAUUCGGUUGACAUCGCCGGAGGUGCUGUCGCAGAGGAGGGUGAACUUUUGCAAGGCGGACAAGUGCCAGCGGAAGCGGGGGCUGCUGACGCUGGCCGGAGAAAACUUUCUUGGCGAGCACAGGCACAGGCCGCGGCGGAACCGUCUCCUGGUCAGGAGAACAUGGUUCUGCAGUUUGAUGAGGAGGACGAGGAAGCAGACGCCGCCGCUCCGGGCUCCGACCGCCGGAAAAGCACGCCUAGCAAAGCUCGCAGGGGGCCUAUUUGGGAUGUGCGGACGUCCGUCGGGAGGGCAGGAGAAACCAUUAGAAGCGUUGCUAGGCCAGAGCCCGCGGUCCGUCAGAUAGUCCGGGAAAAUUGGGAGACAGGCCGGGAGAACCGAGGUGAAAACCGAGGGGAGAACCGAGGGGAAUCUCGAGUAACGCACAUGGAGGAUAGAUUAGGAAGGAGGAGAGUUGGAGGAGGCAGAGAGGAGAUGGGGGAUCGAGGGGCGCCGAGGAGGGUCGUCGCGACCACAAGUCCGAGCGUGAAGGACCGAUUGGGCGGAGGCGCAAAUCAGGGCAGCCAUCUGCGAGUCCAAGCACGGGUCGACGCUCAGGACAGUCAGCGGGAACGGCUGGUCGUGGAUCUUCAACGGGCCUCGCUGGCCAAGGGGGCGGAUCGCUGGGGCCGGAACCGGAACCAAGGCGAGCAGCCAGUCGUCCACCGGCCAGAAGUAGCGAGACCGGCGAGGGCCGUCGAAGUUUCGGCCGAGGACGAGAACGGAGGCCCGCGCAAGUUUGGAGCCGAGGCGCGGCGGAGGUGGCUUGAGCAGCAAAAGGAGAAGGGAGUGCCCGGCGAGACGAAAGGUUCCGGGGGGUAUGGUGCGCCAGAGCGAUCAGGGGAGGGGGCGCGGAUGCGGGAGCUGGUUGAGUUGGAUGGGUCUAACAGACGGAUACGAGCGACCAGUGGGUCCGUGAGAGGUCCGGACGCGAACGAGAAAGUUGCGGAGAAGAAGGACGGUCCGAGGAUCCUCACCCUAGCUGAGAUCCGCGCGGCCAAGAAACGUGCACGGGAGAUUGAAGAGGCCGGGAGAGCAGAGCCGGACAGUGCGGCUAGGGAAGGGAAGCGGCCAGCCCCGGUAAAGCUGAACCGGGCGGGCUUGGCUGCCUCGCCGAGGGAAGCGGGGAACUCGGGGGAAGCGAAUGCGGAAGAGGUGCAAGAGAGCACGCGGGACGAGGCGGCGGAGGGCGGCGGGGACGAUAUUGGCGCCGAGGAUGCCAACGGCGGGGAAGACGAAGAGGCGAAUAUGGAUGCCGAUGCUGAGGAAGGCGAUUAUGCGGAUGCUGGUGAGGAAGAGGAUGGCAGCGAGUACGAGGAGGAAGAAGGGGAUGAAGGAGACGACGGCGAAGAUGAUAUUGCUAGCCUUAUGAAAAAGUACGGGGAUGCAGCAGAGGAUUAGAUCUUCUAUCGUACAAUCCGGUGCGAACUGUCGGUACUGAGGUCCUCUGAAGAUUCUUUUAAGACUAGGGAUGAAUAACCCCAUGCUUCCACUUAUGUCCUGGAAGCAUGUCAGCAGUCGAUGAGCUACUAAUCUUAAGCAUAUGCCCUGGCGAGGUGACUCCUUUUAGAUCUUUGUCGUCCAGCUAGAUUGUGGCCGUGAAUAAGAUGAUGGAACCACAGCCGUCAGUGAUGUGGCUGCUUCGGGUGAUCUUAUAUCAUGCACACGAC